AUGUCAGAUCUGGAAAACGAGUUACUCGGAUUGGCAGAAGAUGACCCUACCAGAAGACCAUCCAAGAAAAGGCAUAAUUCAAAUGGAGCAAGUAAGAAGAAGACCAAGGCUUUCGAAGAAUCCGAAUCUGAAGGGGAAGCAGAUAUGGAUUUAGAUUCAGAUUCAGAAGAAGAUGCGAUUGAUCAAAUGGCCGCUGCUGCUUCAUCAUCUCGUAAACCGAAUAAAGCACCAACGAGGAACCCGUAUCCGCUUGAAGGUAAAUACGUUGAUGAGGAUGAUAGAGAAGCACUCGAAAACCUUCCCGAAAUUGAAAGGGAGAACAUCUUAGCUUCUCGUCUUGAGGAAAUGCAAAAGUUCAAAGAUUCUCAAGCUUUGGAUGCAAUGUUCAAGACUAUUGGCGGGGACGAGAAUGAUGAUGAUGACGAUGAUGGUCCAUCUCGAAAAAGAAGAAAACAUACAAGCGUAUCUAAAGAAGCUUCGAGAGCUAUGGCAGAUUUGAAGAACAAGAGAAAAGCGAAAGAUGAACGUGCUCAAAGACGGGCUGCAAGACAAAGUCAACGCAGACCAAGAUCUGCUUCCCCAGGGUCCGACAACUCAACUGAAGAUGGUGAAAUUUCACAUUCACAAUCGCAAUCACAGUCAUACUCAUACAGACAUUCCCCAUUACAUUCACCUGAAAAUAAUAAAAAUCAAUCACCAACCAAAGCUUCUAAAGAAGAUUUGGACGGUGUACCUGCCACCAGACAAGAAAUCAAUUCUGCUAGAUUGAGUAGAUAUGAACUGGUCGAUAUGAUGUACAAAGAUGGCUUCGAGGAUGUUGUCGUAGGCGCUUAUGUAAGAUUAAUGGCUGGAGAACCUGAUGAACAAGGUCGACCAAAAUAUCGAAUUCACAGAAUCAAAGAAGUUGAUACAUCCGAGAAAUUCGGCGCAUACAACAUCGAAUAUAAAGGAAGAACGAUUCGUGAUGCAAGAGGAUUGCUGUGUUCAUAUGGUAAAGCGGCAAGACUGUUCAGAAUCGCAGAUGUUUCCAACGGCGAUUUUGAGGAAAAAGAAUUUUCAAGAUUUUCAAUGACAAAUAAAGUGGACAAUGUGAAAUUGCCUAAAAGAAGCGAAUUGAAGAAGAAACAUGAUGAUAUCAAAAAUCUAAGGGAUAGAUCUAUGACUGAUGCCGAGGUAAACAGACAAAUCAACACCAGAAAAGCAUAUGACCCUUCGGCCAAUCGAUCAGCCUUACUCAAGAUCUCACAAUUACUUUCAACUCGUGAAUUAGCUGUGAGACGUAAUGACGUUGGAACAGUCGAAAUGAUCAAUUCUGAAAUCAUCAAACUAGGUGGUGAUCCUUCAACAGGUCAAUUAGUCAAUGGAGGUGCCGGUGGUUCAGGUGAAGAUGAUUAUGAUUUAAGGAUUCAAAGGAUCAAUGAAAACAACAAGAGGAAAACCAAAGAGAUGAUGACAAAAGCCCAUCAAGCUGCUUUGGCUAAAAAGAAAGCUGAAGAAGCUUUGAUAAAAGCUAAAUCCGCAAGCAUGGAAAGCUCAACAAUCAUUCCUAAACCUGACGUACCACCCGCAUCAGGAUUGAAAAAGGGUGAGACUCCACAACAAUACGUAGCUAGGACCAUUGAUCUCGAUCUUGGGGAUUUCUAA
Molecule: messenger RNA, 1644 nt
Organism: Kwoniella shivajii
Lineage: Eukaryota; Fungi; Basidiomycota; Tremellomycetes; Tremellales; Cryptococcaceae
Exons: 9
Coding region: 1-1644 (547 amino acids)
Cellular component (GO): Cdc73/Paf1 complex
Molecular function (GO): DNA binding; RNA polymerase II C-terminal domain phosphoserine binding
Source: RefSeq, a predicted model, not a curated record